UUCACCCCUCCCUCACCCCCCCCCCUUCGAAGAGACUGAACCUCGCCUCGAGUGUGUGUGCUCCUCCUCGAAGACUUUAGAGCCUUAACCCUUUCGGGACUGUCGGGCCUCGAGGAUUUCGUUCCGGAGUCGAGCGGCGGAGGAACCUCUCAACCCCCAGGAGUGAGUCUUGAAGGAUUGAAGGACCCUGGAGAAUAGGAACUCCCGAUAGACGACGAAGCGGCCCGUGCCCUCUCCGAUGGCGCAGCGACCCUGAGGCAAAGGUCCCUGCAGGAUCCCGAAGGAGAGUUGGGCGAGAGGCGCCGUUCUGGACGAGCCUCCUGAGCUUCCUUAGUCCGCCGAGUCUCACGCGAGGGCCGGGAUGUCCCUCAGGAAGGACGCGACCAUUUCCUCCAAGAUGUCGGAGUACGACAACGUGCCCGUCCUUCCGGGCAACUACCACGACUACAAGGACCAGCACGACCUCCCCGUCCCGCCGCCGCUGCACCUCAACAGCUUCCCGGUGGACGACCCGCCGCCCGUGCCGCCCCACCAGGGCGUCUCUGCCAACGCGACCCUCUCGCAGCCGCAGCCGCACGCACAGCAUCACCCGCAGCAGCAGUGCCCGCAGCAGUACCCUCAACCGCAGCAGCAAUACUCUCAGCAGUCUCAGCAGUACUUGCAGCCGCAGCAGGCCGCGGCCCCGCCGUCGAAUCGGCCGCUGCAGUUCCCGACCGAGCAGGCGCCGCAGCAGGACUACGACAGCCUCGACGUCCGGCUCGUCAUUCAGCACCAGAAGCAGCUGCUGCAGCAGCAGGAGGAACAGCUGCAGCAGCAGCAACCCCAGACAGGACAGAAAAGAACCGUCGUCACCGCUACAAGCAAGUCCAGAGAGAAAGAAUAUAGACUCGUUGAGAAAACAGUUAUAGAAAUGUGA
Molecule: messenger RNA, 916 nt
Organism: Penaeus vannamei (Pacific white shrimp)
Lineage: Eukaryota; Metazoa; Arthropoda; Malacostraca; Decapoda; Penaeidae
Source: RefSeq, a predicted model, not a curated record